Messenger RNA from Brienomyrus brachyistius, 4243 nucleotides. Its product is annotated as dermatopontin-like. Gene Ontology annotation, biological process: collagen fibril organization. The record is from RefSeq and is a predicted model, not a curated record. The coding region runs from base 2800 to 3402 and encodes 200 amino acids. Gene Ontology annotation, molecular function: extracellular matrix structural constituent. The transcript has 5 exons. Gene Ontology annotation, cellular component: extracellular matrix. NCBI's taxonomy places the organism in Eukaryota, Metazoa, Chordata, Actinopteri, Osteoglossiformes, Mormyridae.
AGUUAUUGUUACUGAUUUUGUUGCUGAAUAAUAAAAACAAUGUAUAGAAGAAUAAAGAUUGUGUAUGUAAACAUAAUGUAAAUAUGUUGUAAUGUGUCACAACUACUGCCCUGAAAGUACAUUUUAGUAAACAGUUCCACGAACAACAGGCGAGGUCUUAAUGUUACCAAGUAAACAGGAAAACCGAUAAGUACACUCAGGAAAGAUUGUGCGAAACAAGAUAGGAAACAUUACACUGCUUCUUGCCUGCGGUUGCACAGCUCCUCUGCCCGUGUUAAUCCUUCCUCACUUUCAAAAUAGUGAAUCAGUUGUAAUCACAAUGGAAGCCACACUCCUGUGUAAAAUAGUUGCAUUUUGUUACUUAAAUCAGCCAGCUUUCUUUGAAUAUGACACGUCGUAUUACAGUGAUUCGCAGAAAUCUAUAAAAGGAAUAAUAAUUAAAAUUGCAAAGCUAGGUAAGUUUUUUUUUUUCUAUGACAGAGAAAAAAGGUUUUGCCGAGACUUAAACUUUCUGCACUAGAAUGUCUGCAUGCCGAACUGAAAGUAAGAAAAGUUGGUAACAAGAAAUGUGCAUAACAAGAGAUGUUGGUAUCAGUAUCGCACAUCGCCCAGCCCUAUAAUAUACUAAGCAAAAUACCCCCGACUCGCAUUGUGAUGUUAUUUGGCUCUGGUACCAGUUUUUAUGGCAGUGAAAGUGAGGUGGAAAAGUGCCCUUAAUUUAACAGAGACACUAAUUAUUUCAGUAAAAGGUCAGGUCAGGUCAGGUUGAGGAGCAUGAACUAGUACAGUGCAUUGCCUCAUCCAACACACAAUCAAACACCUCCUGGUUGGAAACCCCCGAGGUCGACUCGCAGUCCAGUCCCUCCCUCCAGAAAUGGCCGUCUGUCUGCUGCAGCCAGGUGUUACUUGGGCGUCCCCCAGGCCUGGUCCAGCCGCUCGGGUCCUCAGCAAUGAGGAUCCUGAGAGCCGGAUCACCCUCAGGGAAUCGCGUCACAUGGUCACCGUGUCAUGACUGACGCUUCUUCACAAUGCAGGUAAUGUGCCUCAUUCAGGAGUCCCUGAAAAACUGCUCGUCUGACAUAAAGACAUAAAGUCAAACCAGUGGUACCCAAGGAUUCUCCGAAGAGACACAGUACCAAAGGGGUUCAGUCUUCGUCUCAAGUUACUGGGUAGCAUCCAUCUCGCAGCCAUAGAACAAAACACGGCGGACCAGGACUCUAAAAAUGUGGACCUUCAUCCUCUUACAAUGAUAUCGAGAGCACCACACAAUGACCCCCCCCCCCCAUGCUCUCCCAAUCCAUCUACUGACUUCAUAGGAAGAGUCACCAGAAACAUUAAUGUCACUGCUGAGGUAAGUGAGCCUUUUCUCUGCAGAUAGACACACUGCUGAUGGCUGUGGCCAAGACGUCAUUAAAGACUCGGAUCUUGCUUUUUAUCCAGGACUCUCGUAAGCCCAGACACUAAUACUCUCAAGAAUCCAGAUCAAACCCUCCAUUGACUCCGUGAAGAUCACGGCAUUUGUUGGCAAAGUUAUGAUCAGUGAAUCUUUCUUCACCAACAGAUGUCCCUUAGCUGCUUGACCCCACAACCAUUCCCAACACCCAAUCCAUGCAAGCAAAGAACAGAAUAGGAGCAAGAACACACCCCUGAUGAACCGUAGAAUCAACUGGGAAGGUUCUGCCUCCACUCUGCACAGUACUCUCCAACCUCCAGGCCAGCCAUGAUGUCCAGUAACUUCGUAAAUCAAUACAGGAUUUAUAAAUAUUUCCAGUUGAUUAUUUGGAAAAUGACAACUUAAUAAUAUUUUUUUUGCCUAAAAUACAAUUUCUUUAUACAGGGGUUGAACAAUUAAACUGAACCACCUGGUUUUAGACCACAAUAAUUAUUACCAUGGUGUAAGGCCUCCUUUUGUGACCAAUACAGCAUCAAUUCAUCUUUGGAAUAAUAGAUAUAAGUCCUGCACAGUGGCCAGAGGAAUUUUGAGCCGUUCCUCUUGCAGAACAGUGACCAUGCUGGUGGAGGAAAUACGUUUUCUGAGUUGCUUCUCCAAAACACCCCAAAGUGGCUCAAUAAUAUUCAGGCCAUGAGAAAUAUUCAACUUUACUUUCAUGUUCACCUGUCUUGCUAUGUGUAUUGGUACACUAUAAUCCUGAUGAAUGGCAUUGCCUUCUGGGUACGAUGUUUGAACCACAAGCUGAACCUGGCCCUCCAGACUGGUUUGGUAAUCCUUGCAAGUGACACACCCAUCUAGAAUAGGUGGUACAAUUAGGGGAUGCCAUGGUUUUGCAGCCCAAACCAUCACUGAUCCACCCCCCGUGCUCCACUCUGGGUACGCAGUCCAGGUCAUAAGCACCUUUGGAGCUUCUCCAAACCAUAACUCUACCGGAUGUGGGAAAGACAGUGAAGAUGGAUUCAUCAGAGAACGAUGUCCACGCUGUCCACAGCCCCUGAUUUGCACUGCUGCCAUUGAAACCGACGUUUGGCAUUGGCAAGAGCAGGGCCACCGUAAAGGGGGGGAACGCUAGGAUGAUUCCAAGUGCCCCUGAGUGAGAGGGGUCCUAAAAUAUUUGGCCCAGUGUGAUAGUCUUUCAUGGGGCCCAAAAUCUCUAGCAGCACCCCUGGGCAGAGUGUGGCGUCUGAUCCACCGUUUGGCUAUAGCAGACCAACCAUAAAUAUUCACCUCGUGAAGCUCCUGACAAACAGUUUUGGUGGAAACAGGUGAGCUGUGCUGUGCAUUUAAUUCGUAGUCAAGCAGCUGUGGUUUAAUGUUUUUUGGAUACAAUCUGCGUUAGUUCCCAGAUGUCCCUUUCACACAGCUUCCUCUUGCAUCCACAGUUACUCCUGUUGGAUGUGGACCCUCAUCUUACCCUGGAGACCGUGGCUCUCGAUCCACCACAAAGACUUGCCAUCCUGGUCACAGAUGCACCAGGCUUCAACUUCCAGUGCCCCCACGGAGAGCUGCUGGUGGCCGUGAGGAGCUACUUCAGCGCAGCGGAAGGUUCUGACCGCCUGUGGACCUUUGAAUGCCAGCCGCCCCCCCAUUACUUGGGAGAGCCCACUGAGUGCUGGUGGGAUGACAUCAACCGUGCCGGCAUGGAAUGGUUCUCCGUGUGCUCCAAAAAUGCCAUGGUUGCUGGGGUUCAAAGUCAGUACUUCAGUUCAGUUUUGGACCGCGAGUGGCAGUUCUACUGUUGCAGAUAUGGCCGCCGAUGUCCCUAUUCCUGCUGGAGGACUACUGACGUUCCUGAAUACUACAGGGAGGAGGGAGACAUGACGGUGCCAGGCUAUGGAUAUUUUAUCAGGGGGGCGCAAACCACCUUCAGUGGUGUUCUCAGAGAUCGGCAGUGGAAGUACAUCGUAUGCAGGAUUACAGAUUUUGAUUGUGAAUUUGAGAACUUCUAAUGUGGCUCAACAGUGGGAAGAAGCUUUUCUGUAUGUUUGCCAGCCGGUAAACUACAGAAGAAUGCAAAUAUACUGAUUUUUAAAAUAUCUUACCGCUAAAUGUUUAUCAUGUAUAGAAAUUUACAUCAGCUGCAAAAUAUGCAUAAAAUACACGUACAUUUUUUGCAUAAAAAUGGAAUAUCGGGAACAUUACAGUGAUCCAUAUAUAUACAGUAUAAUAUGAUGGUGUCUUAUAACAAAUAUUGACAUAUUAAUAACAGUUUAUUGCAGAAAAAUGUACUUAUUCCACUAAAGUUAUUCAUCCAUCUAAAAAAUUUGUACUUUAAUGUGUAAUUCAGCUGUGAGUAUGACACUGACAUGUUUAAUAUCUUAUAAAAAAUCUGUUUCUGAAAAACUUGUAAAUUUACAAAAACCUGUAAAUUCUAUUAAAAAAGGGUACUCUGACUCCUUAAAUACAUUUCAGAUUUUUUAUCUUUUCUAUUGCCAUAGCUAUUCUCUAUGCACAAACUUGCACCAAGAAUUUUACUUGGUAUGAGAGGUGCAGCCGUAAGGACAGACAGACAUGGCUAUGCUGGCAAAAUACAAUAAAAAUAGCUAAUCCGAAGUCUUAAAAUAUACACAGUACUUACACAAAGUCUUGGGACACUUGGUUAAUAAUUUUAAAAUGUUACAAAUGUAAUGGUUUCAUAAAAAGUGCUUGGACAAGCAAUGUUUAACAUAUCUGCAUAUGUCUUCUUUUUAUUAACUGUCAUACUUUUUCUGACUGACUCCUUCGCUUCUUUUCUUGCUGCUAUUGAUUGCAAUUGUGGUCACUGGCUCCCAAAGCGACACUAAACACGAA